AUGAAUAUAUCAUAUUUAAGGAAUUUUUCUUGUAUAUAUUUUUUGAUAAUUAUAUGGAAAUUUAGUUAUGUAUAUAACGAAAGUUAUUCAAAUAUAAAAUGGGAACAUGAUUUAUUUAGUAUCAGUGAUUUACAUAGUGAUUUGGAUGCUUUAAAAAAAACUUUAUUAACAGAGAAUAUAAUUGAUGAAGAAAAUAAUGCCAUUAGGGAAAAUGUGUUCGUGAUAAUAACUGGGGAUGUUUUAGACCCAGCUUAUGAUGAUAUAGAAAUUUUAUAUUUUAUUCAAAACUAUAAUAUAAAGGCAAAACCAUUAAAUUCGAAAAUACAAUUAAUAUUAGGUAAUCAUGAAGUUCAAAACAUUUGUCUAGAUUUUAUUGGGAAUAAAAAAUAUGGAGAAGAAUAUAAAGCCAGAAAUAAAUUGUUUAAAAAAGGUGAAGUAUUAUAUAAUUAUUUAUUGGACCUACCUUUUGUCAUCAAAGUAAAUGAUAUUUUAUUUUCACAUGCAAGUAUACUUCCUUAUUAUGCUAAGCGUGGUAUUGAUUAUAUAAAUGAUGAAGGAAGGAGUGAAAUAAAAAAUAAUUGUACAUUACUCAAAUUUAAAAGAAAAACGGGUCAAAGAUUUUGUGUUUGUUGUUAUAAUGGACCUACAUUUAAUAGAUACUUUUCUCGUGCUGCAGAAAUGCCGUUUAGAAGGGAAGUAUGUAAAUCUCUUUUUAAAACACUAAAUAAAUUAAGUGCCAAAAAAUUGGUUAAUGGACAUACUAUUCAAAGAAAUAGAAAGGUUAAUGAGUACUGUAAAGGAGGUCUUAUAAUGGCUGAUACAGGUAUAAGUAAAUGGAAGUAUGGUGUUAUUAAUUAUGUUCAAUAUUUUCAAGAUGGAUCAUAUAAAGUAAAUUAUAUAAAUUCCGAUAUAUAG
Plasmodium falciparum 3D7 is the source of this 915-nucleotide messenger RNA. RefSeq names its product shewanella-like protein phosphatase 2 (gene SHLP2). Lineage: Eukaryota; Apicomplexa; Aconoidasida; Haemosporida; Plasmodiidae. The record is from RefSeq and is a predicted model, not a curated record. Gene Ontology annotation, molecular function: hydrolase activity; protein serine/threonine phosphatase activity.